Amaranthus tricolor (Joseph's coat) is the source of this 2263-nucleotide messenger RNA. Its product is annotated as pentatricopeptide repeat-containing protein At1g05750, chloroplastic. The record is from RefSeq and is a predicted model, not a curated record. Gene Ontology annotation, biological process: RNA modification. Lineage: Eukaryota; Viridiplantae; Streptophyta; Magnoliopsida; Caryophyllales; Amaranthaceae. The transcript has a single exon. Bases 452 to 1978 code for a protein of 508 amino acids. Gene Ontology annotation, molecular function: RNA binding; protein binding.
GUGAAAAGGCUUCUUUUAAAAAUUUAAAAUUAAGAUGUUGAAACAUAUAACAAUUUUACUUCUUAAAUGUUCCAUUUUUCUUGUCUUUCGCCAUUUCUUUUGGUGUCGAUUGCCUCACUAAUUCAGUCUGUAUCUAAGACCGUUGUUAACAAUUAUUAAAGCUUGGUAUUUUAAUAAAAAGAAAAUUAAAAGAAGAAAAGAUAUCUGAAAAACACAAAAGAUUGGUUAAUAUUUCCCACUUUUCGGAAAAAAAAAAAAGUAGCCAAGGAAAAAAAAAAAAAAAAAAAAAAAAAAAAAAAAAAAAAAACAGUUGUGUAAGACAAAGUGUUUUUCCUACUUAUUUGAAAUAUUAUAGAAGUAUUGAAAUGAAAUCUUGAAAAACCCAGAAACUUUGCUCAGAGUUAGCAUUGCUCUAAGGGUUUAUAAAAUAAGCUAGGAUUCAAACCAGAACAUGGGUUUGACAGCCAUUUCAGUUCAAUUCCAACAGCAACCGCCAACGCUUCCUCCAAAUUCAAGUUUUAAUACAUGGGUCGGAUCCUCUGCCAAACGUAUCACCGUUUCUCUUAAGCAAUUACACAAACAGGUUGACCCCAUUGUUCCAUGGACAUCUUCCAUUGCUCGCCAUUGCAAAAGUGGGAAUCUCUCUCAAGCAGUGAAAGAAUUUACCAGAAUGCGACUCUCGGGAGUUGAACCCAAUCAUAUAACUUUCAUUACUCUUUUAUCUGCAAUUUCUCAUUACCCAUCUCAAGGUCAAUACUUAGCUGCUUCAAUACAUGCUUAUAUAAGAAAAUUGGGUUUUGAUAGGCAAAAUGUCAAGGUGGGUACUGCCCUUGUUGACAUGUAUUGUAAAUGUGCCCUUGUGGAAUUCGCAAGACUGAGUUUUGAUGAGAUUAUUGAGAAAAAUUCCAUGUCCUGGAAUACUAUGAUUGAUGGGUAUAUGAGAAAUGACAUAGUGGAGCAUGCACUCCAACUGUUUGAUGAAAUGCCUGUGAGAGACGCCAUUUCCUGGACUGCUUUGAUUAGUGGGUUUGUAAAAAAGGGUCUUAACGACAAAGCAUUAGUGUUAUUUUGUGAGAUGCAACUUUGUGGGAUUCAGCCUGAUUAUGUAACAAUUAUCGCUGUACUUUCUGCUUGUGCUAAUCUUGGCGCACUUAGUUUAGGGUUGUGGAUUAAUAAGUUUGUCAUGGGAAAGGAUUAUAAGGAUAACGUCCGUGUGUGUAACACGUUGAUAGACAUGUAUUCCCGAUGCGGUCGUGUGGAUUUAGCACGUGAAAUUUUCCACAAGAUGCCAAGACGUAGUUUGGUGUCGUGGAACUCAAUGAUUGGUGGCUUUGCUGCCAAUGGGCAUGUUGAAGAAGCAUUGAAGGUUUUUAAUAAAAUGCUAAAGGAAGGAUUUAAACCUGAUGGAGUAAGCUUUACUGGAGCUCUCAUGGCCUGCAGUCAUGCUGGCUUUGUAGAUCAAGGACAGAAGUAUUUUAAUGACAUGCAAAGAAUCCACAAUCUUUCUCCUCGAAUUGAGCAUUAUGGCUGCUUAGUUGAUUUGUACAGCCGUGCAGGGAAAUUAGAGAAUGCAUUAUAUGUGAUAAAGAAUAUGCCUAUGAAGCCAAAUGAAGUUGUUUUAGGGUCAUUAUUGGCAGCAUGUAGAAAUUGUAGAGAUAUUGGCUUGGCAGAGACGAUCGUUAAUUUUUUGGUUGAUUUGAAUCCUGGUUGUGAUUCCAACUAUGUGAUGCUUGCAAACAUCCAUGCUGCCGUAGGAAGUUGGGAGGGUGCAGGUAAAGUUAGACGAAAACUGAAAACUCGUGGGAUACAAAAGAGACCCGGUAUCAGCUCAAUUGAAAUAGAGGGUGGCAUUCAUGAAUUCGUGGCUGGUGAUAAAUUCCAUUCUGAGACAGAUUCUAUCUAUGAAAUGCUAGAGAUUCUGUCUUAUGAGCUUAUGAUAUAUGGAUAUAUUCGACAUGAUUCCAUAUCAGAAACUUAAAGGUGAUCUCAAUUAUUCUCGUAAGCUGAAAUUUUUGCAUCUAAAGGAACUAGAUUAUACAAUGAAAUUCCAUUCACUCAAUAGACAGAAAACUAUGCUUUACCAAUUUUCAUGCACAGCUGAGUAACUUCCUUGACACAAGUGUCUUGAAUAUGUUUUCGACAUAGUUCUCUUUGUAGUGAAAGGUUGAUAUUCUUCUUCCUUAUCUAUUGGAGUAUGUGAUAGUAGUAUGACAGCUUUGAUAAGGGUAAACAUUGCAAGCAAUUCAAAGUUUUUUGAUCUAAU